UAGAUGGGCGCUCGAGUUUGACUCUCCUUUCCUUCUUUUCGUUAUGGAACGAUACACUGAAUGCAAGCUUAAGGCCUUUGAGAUUGGUAGUAAAACACCCUGUAUAAAUAUGUUAGCCAACACAAAAUUAAAAAAAACAUGAGCAGUUACUGACGCCUUUGCUUAGCCAAAUACAUGUUUACUCAUCCUAAGCACAUUGCAUAUAUUCUAUAUGAAUGUACGUAUAUGUAAGUGCAUGCAUAAAGAAGUUGAAUUGUCGUUGCUUGACCUUUGGAUGAUUAUUUUAGAUACAAUCCACAAAUAGCGCCAGUAUCGUCCAAGCUGAUAAAGUUGAAUUAGGAGAGAAAGACCAACUGAGAUUGUGAGCAGUAAUGAGUAGAUAAUAUCGCGUAUGCGCAAUGUUGGAGCUGUUAAGGCCCAGAAUGUAUAACAUUAAAUGCACUUCCAUUGAACUGGAGAGGCUUUGAGGAAAUUCGUAGCAAACUUAGUUGGAAUUAGCAAAAUUCCACUGGAAUGAACUCAUUUACGAGCGUUACGCUCCCACAUUUCUCAGGUUAUUUCGCAUUUGUAGCUUUAUGACUCCGUGUAACUGCUAGCCAAAACACGCAGUCGUAUCGUGUGCAGGAAUAUUUCAUUUUGUGCGCCUCAAAGUCGGCACUUUUUUCAUCCCUCUUAGCAGUUCUCUCUGUGCAAUCGUAGUGUAAAGACGUUCGACCGGGCAAAACUACGAAAACGGUGCGGACGGCAGAUUUCAUAUCUAAUAGUGUAGUACAAGUCUCAGCUGUAGGUGGCAUUAGCCUUGAUGAUGUGUUUGGUUGAUUAAAAAUUGUUAUUACAAAACUGUAUAUUUACAUACGUGUGCAUGCAUACAUGUGUAUAAUUGAAAUCUACAUUUGUGAACGAACGUAUUUGCAGUUUUAGUUUAUGUAAAUUUGUGUGACGAUAAACUUCAAAGUGCUAAUAACGUUAAAACUCCGCCGUCGCUGAAGACCUGAACAUCUGAUUGUAACCAAGAGAUAAAUGACAAUCAUCCUUCUACUAGGGCGAAUAAUGGUACAAGAACACGUGUCCAACAUAUGCGCCAAAUUGCAUAAAAAAUGAAGUGAUUCGUGAUUCAAAUCACCAACCUCAUUGCCAUAAAGUAGUUUCACCAAAAAUAGCUAUGUUCUUACAUUUGUUUAAAAACUGUUCCAACAGUUUGCCAGAAACAAGCCACUCUGGGCACUCUCCUCCAAUGUACUCAAUGCGAUAAAUUUCUAAACAAACUGAGGAACGGAUAUAACGACAUUACGAUCCUACGACCUGUACUAAGGUCGCAUAAAACUCUCUUCCCGUGGGACGGAUGAGAUUUUUAGGACAUCGUGUUAAACCAACCAUGAGUUCUAUAGCUCUAACAUACGAACCCAAGGCACGUCAAACACAAUACAAACAGCAAACACAGCGAAGAUUAUCAGCUCUAUUGCCAUUAAAUAACGAGUACAGGAGGAAGAAUCUAGUGGAGCUGGCGGCUAAAGGUCGUCCUGCCAAACGCUUGGCAGCGUGUACUGAAGAUCAAUACUCCCAGCGGCGACAAAGGCGGAAAUGUACAAUAAAGACAGCCAGAAACAGGUCAGUUAGUUUCGUGGAUGAGGCGAAAGCGACAGCGUCGAAUUGCAGGCUGUCUUUCUGGAGAUAUGGCGCUAAUUAUAACUUGCGGACAGACUCGAUGCUUAUGAUGAUAAUGAUAUUUGCUGUUGUAAUGGCUGUUGUGAUAUCGGAAAAAACUGUUCUGGCUGCGCAGCGCGACUCAGUAAAACAGAAGAAUCCCAAUAACCUUAGUAGUAAUGCAAAUGUAAUACCAACGGGAAGCGGAGGCGUCGCCAGUAGCGGCACCAGUGCUGUCAACGGAAAUGGGAACGGAAAUGCCAUCGGCGGUAGCAAUACCAAUCCCAACAUGCACAACAAUGAUAUUACCAACGGAAAUCCGAACAACAAUGCGUCGGCCACAAGUAAUGGUAACUCAGCGACGGUCGAUGCCGCGGUUAAUUACGUCACCAUAGCAGCGAGCACCACUUUCGCAAUUGAAACGGUAUUAAGCAGCAGCAGCAGUCCAGUCUCUAGCGGCAAUAUGCAGAAGAACAGCGGCAGCGGCGCCUUCCCUUCAGGCACAUCCGUGGUAAAUCGCAAUACGAUUGAAGUGACGGAGGAUGCUCGCAAUGGCCCAUAUUUCGACAAAGCCGCUUCAAAAAAUGUGACAGCGCUGCUUGGAAAAACGGCAUAUUUAAACUGUCGGGUAAAAAACCUGGGCAACAAAACGAUGCUUUUGCAAGUCUCCUGGGUACGUCAUAGAGAUAUUCAUUUGCUAACUGUAGGACGGUAUACAUACACAUCGGAUCAGCGAUUCCGUGCAAUACAUCAACCACAAACCGAAGACUGGAUUUUGCAAAUAAAAUACCCUCAGCAUCGAGAUUCUGGCAUAUAUGAGUGCCAAGUAUCUACCACACCGCAUAUGAGCCAUUACAUCCACUUAAAUGUUGUUGAACCUUCCACGGAGAUUAUUGGAGCACCGGAUCUGUACAUUGAGAGUGGCUCAACUAUAAAUUUGACUUGCGUCAUACUGAAUUCGCCCGAACCACCUGCUUACAUAUUUUGGAACCACAACAAUGCUAUAAUCAACUAUGACUCUCCGCGUGGUGGUGUAUCCGUUGUAACAAAUAAAGGCGAGACAACAACCUCCUUUUUGCUCAUAAAAACUGCUCGGCCCUCUGAUUCGGGGCACUAUCAGUGCAAUCCAUCGAACGCGAAACCAAAAAGUGUAACAGUUCAUGUAUUAAAUGGUGUUUCUCAUUCCGUUUCCAGGGGAGUUCCCAGCAGCAAUGCAGCGCGCGGGACCAGCGCAUCAUCGAAUGUCCCAAAGUCACUAUCUCCUAGUGUACCUGUCUAUGUACUUGUGCACCUUAGCGUAUGUCAGGUGGUAUAUGCAGCCAUUGGCAGCAGCUGGCACCAAGGAAGCAGAAAUGUGAGGCAUUUAGUUGCGAAGCUUCUGAGCGUACUCGCGUUGCUGGCAACCGAGCUGCUUAACAAGCGACAAGCGAAUCGAAGAAAGGGCGGAAUUUCUAACAACAACUGUGGCUGCGCCUGCAUCGACGCACAGCUCAAAGGAAAUGCGCAGCUGCAACAACAACAAUCUGUAUUCACAAAAUACAAAGUUGCCUGCAGCGAAGUCAUUCACCGAAAAAUAAUUUCCAAAACAAGCAAAUAUUACAUUUCGAUAAGUGGCAUACUUCGCUACCAACUGCUAAAGUCAAGUUUUUACAAUACCAUUAAUAAAAGCUGCGGAAGUAAUAAUUAUGCCAAUACAUCUGUGUUGUUCGAUAGACACAAGUCCGAACCAGACAUCAGGUGAGUGUACUUUAUUUGAAAUCCUGUUCACAGGUUCCAUGGGCUUAUCUAAUACUGAGCAUGGACUCGGUGAACGGAUAUUUGAGGAAAAAUCUAAUUCAAACUCAACAAAUCCGACUAAACUAAACUAAGCUAUAAGUAUGUUAUGAUAAUGAAUUCAGAAUUGUUUUCGUAUUGUAUGUAUUGUAUAUUUUUGGUAUUCGUUUGAUUUGAAUUUUUCUACUUGAGGUGAAAUAGCUCUUUUGUGUAACCGAAGGAAAGCACUUAGAAAAAUUGGAGUACAUGUAAAUUUACUCAUAAGUAAAGUUGUAAAUAAUUAUAAAAUAAUAGAAUAUAAAUUAAAAGAAAAAACAGAGAAAAUCAUAAUUAAGCGAUACAGGAAAUUCGCUUUGAUGUAGAUUACAGUGAGUAAAAUUCUAAAUUGCAAAAAAAUAAAUAAAGUUAGUGAGAACCACUGUGCUUAAAAACAUAAUUAAAGAAAGUUCUACCAAACCAGUGGCUCUAAAAGUAUACUAUGUAAACCGCAUACAAGUAAUUCAUCAUUAAACGAGUACGUAAAUCUGCCUGGCACACGAUUCUUAAAUGCUAUGAAAUGUUCUGUAUUUUCCAGUUGACUAGAUACAUUUUUGAGUAAAGAAAUAUUGCAACAGUAAAGGACAUUAAUAUUAAGUUCGUUGUUAAUUUUGAAAACUGCCAUAAGGUUUUUUUUUAUUAUUUCACCCAGGCCCGACGAGAGGGGGGGGGGAUCGGGUACUUUUUCCCCCGGGCCCGGAGUUUUCAGAGGGGCCCGGACUCGAGAUUAUACGUAUUUAUAUGAAUUAGACAUCAUUGGAAAGGGCCCGUAUUUGCAAUUUUCCCCCGGGGCCCGGAUAUGCUCUCUACGGCCCUGAUUUCACCCAAUCGCUCAGUUUGAAAAUAAUUAAUAAGAGAUGUAUACACAUAAAUUUAAUUGUUAUGCCAUUCGAUAUACAUACCUAUAUGACUUUUAGAUGAUUAGAGAGUAUUUCCAACCUUUUUCGUUUUCAUGCAACUGCUUCUAAUUUGCAAUGUUCUGAAACUUCUACAUUUUCCUAGCCCGCAGUCCACUUGAGAUGAGGCUUGAAUUAUUUUAUAUGCCACUACACUAUCCGCUAAAAGUAGAAAUGACUUUUGUAAGGCAAUUUUCUGCAGUAUACACUCAUACAUGCGUAAUUAUACAUGUACAUACAUAUUUAAGUAAUACAAAGUACUGAUCAAACAAAAAACUGUACAUUUGACAUAAGGUACCUUAAAUAAAAGUUAUGAAAUUUAAUUAAAAUGAAAUUCUUAAAUUAAUAUAAUAUACCAGUCAGUCAUACCAAUAAGCUAAAAAUUGUUACAUAUAACGGUUAGCUUAAAGUAAAAUGUUUUCAAGGUAAACCUCUAAGUGUAGCCUUUGAGAUAACGCAUACUGUUUUUUAUUAUAUAAUUAAGCAAUUUGUUUUCUGUUUUCAUUCACACGAGUGCUGUAAGUUUAAGUCUUAAGUCCCGAUAAUGGCAUGGUAAACCGAAAUCGUUAAAUAAGAAACCUAAAGAACACAACGCAAAAUAAAAACUGCAAUUUCGUUUGUUGUUGAAAUUUUAGCAUAGUACUACAUCACAAAGACAUACCGUAGAUAAUAAAAUAAUAAAUAAAUGAUUAUAAAGAAAACGAAAAGUGAGCAAGGUUAAAAAACGAAAUGAGACCAACAACAAAAAACACAAAAAAUAACAAAAAACCAAAAAGUUAAAUGUUUAGAUUAAACAACAAUACUAAAAUUCAAGUUAAAUAAGCAAAUCAUAAUAAAAUCCUUGAACCGAACAAAAUAAAGUCUGCGGCAGAAAAUAAAAGUGAGAUAAAACCGAAACUGUUAAGCAUGGAAAUUAAGGGAAAUACAGUGAAUGUAAUGAAUUGGCAAUCGCCAAUUUCGUCAGAACGUGCAUGCAUGAAUAUCGAAAAUCAGCUACAUAAGUAAUACAUAUACUCACAUAAAAUUUAAUAAAUUAUUAUAAGGAUGUUUUAACAUUUCAUUAAAAUCGGUUCUGUUUCGUCAGGCGGUCAUAAGAAAGGGUUUGAAUAUACUUUGUGAUGAAUAUUUAGAAUAGUGAUUUGCAACAAGCGUUUGUGCUUCUUGGUUUAUGCGUUUUCUUUUUAUUUUGAAAUUCAAUAAAAUUUCGCUUAUAUUUUAUAUUAAAUGUCCAGCAUUUGUGUAAACUACAGAACACAUUAAUGCAGUGUGCACACAUACAUAUAUAAGUGUAUAUUUAUAUAUUUAAAUUAAAUUUAAUUUAAUUGAAUAACAAAAUUAUUCUUAUGUAAUAAUUUCAAAGUGUUUAAUAAAGGAUAAAAAAAUAAAUAAAUGAACGUAAAACAAUUUCAAACGAUUUGAUUUUAACUGCUCAUGCGGGUAUGCUUAGCACCCCCCAACAUAGGAUGUGAAUAUUUAUCAAAACUCGACUCCACUAUUCUACUUGUAUUCCUUUUCGGGAUGUGAGCUGUUAGAUGUUAGGAAUUGUAAUUGUUCUACUGUUGUACUGUUUAGUUUGUUUUUGUUUUCGUUUUGAAAAUCAAUAACUCCGCGUCAAGUGGACUCGAUACAUCUCAAGUUAGUUGCCAGAAACAUAGCGAUGAAGCUAUGGAGUAACAAAUCAUAACAAUCGGUUGAACUUUAAACAGAUCAAAGUGUGUGUUU
Messenger RNA from Anastrepha ludens (Mexican fruit fly), 6071 nucleotides. RefSeq lists its product as uncharacterized. The transcript has 8 exons. Gene Ontology annotation, biological process: synapse organization. Gene Ontology annotation, cellular component: neuron projection membrane. Bases 1343 to 3385 code for a protein of 680 amino acids. The record is from RefSeq and is a predicted model, not a curated record. NCBI's taxonomy places the organism in Eukaryota, Metazoa, Arthropoda, Insecta, Diptera, Tephritidae.